AUGUUCGCCUCGACACCGACUCCGAAGCCAGGCUCUUCGCUGUUAUCUUCUCGAGAUACUCCAUCUUCCGCCGACGAUACUACUCUGGUUACUUAUGAGUCUGUGACUAGCGUCCUUGUGACUCAACUGAUGCCAUCUGCGGAAAUGUUCAAGACUUUAGUACAUGACUCCGCCUCUACAUUAACCCUGACCUCUACGUCGACUAUUUGCGCUACAUGCAAGACUACUGACACUGCUACUCCAACUACACUUUCAACGUCGACUAUCAGCCUUUUCUCCGCUUACAACCCCCUCACAUCCUCAUCACCCUCCCAACCAUUCUCCCCAUCAUCCCCCUCCUGCCCCGAAAUCGUCCCCCGCUGCAUAAACACCUGGCUCGAUUCUGUCCCCAAAUGCUCCUCCAACAGCGACGUAUCCUGCUUCUGCCCGAAGUCCUCAUUCACAAACCACGUGAUCGGCUGUAUUCAGUCAUGGGCGGGGUCCGAGGAGGAGGUUUCCGCGGGGAUAGGAUAUUUCGUGGGGAUUUGCGCGGGGUAUGUUAGUGAGAACCCGGGGAUUGUCACGGGGGUCCCGGGGAGUGUUAGUAUUGCGCCGGUUACGGGGACGGCGACGGGGGAUGUAUCGGCAACGGCAGUUUCAUAUGGAACGCGGACGCUCACUGUUCCAGAGGUCUCCUUUACAACUGACGCCGCUGCCUCUGCCUCUGGUUCACAAGUACAGCUAGUCCCCGGGGCGCCCGCGACUACUCUCUCCUCGUCUGCCACAAGCACGACCUCCUCGACAACACAGACUCCCUGGUCGCCGACGUGGAUUACUUCUACUACUAGCGACGGCUCGUCUUCUGCAACGCCGAGUUCGACGCAUACUGGAAGAGCCUCGAAGGUCGAAGUUGGGAGGGGAUUGGGAGUGGGUGUUGUUGGGGUUGUUUUUGCGGGGUUGUUGUUCUGA
Aspergillus chevalieri is the source of this 948-nucleotide messenger RNA. RefSeq names its product CFEM domain-containing protein. The record is from RefSeq and is a predicted model, not a curated record. Lineage: Eukaryota; Fungi; Ascomycota; Eurotiomycetes; Eurotiales; Aspergillaceae. The transcript has a single exon. The coding region runs from base 1 to 948 and encodes 315 amino acids.